UUUUCUCUCUCUGUGGUAUUGGGUUACUAUACUCAUGAGGACUCAUGUUUGCUGUGCAUUUUUAAUACAAACAAAGGCGCGCAUGUACACAAAGAGAUGCACAGCCUCAUGUCCGACUUGUGAAUGGAACUGCCCCGUGGAAUGGCCGCCCUGAGAUGUUGUACAGAGGAGCAUGGCGAACAGUGUGUGUCUAUGACUUUAGGAAGCAAGAGGCGCAGGUGGUCUGCAGGAUGCUGGGCUUCAACACGUCGCAAGUUUUUGCCGUGUGGACAGAUAUACACGAAUAUGGUUUGCACUUUAUACUCCUUCCAAACCUGAAUUGUACAGGCGAGGAGACCAGCUUAGAACAUUGUAGCCAUGAUCAGUUUUUCACGGACCCCAACUGCCUUUAUGACCUUCGUAUCACCUGCAACACACAACACACACGACUGCGUUUGAGGGAUACUCAGGACAUAGGACCUAACAGAGGUCAUCUACAGAUAGACAUCGGAGAUGGUCGUUGGGAGACAGUGUGUGUGUCGUCUAACAUCACUUCCACUGUCGUCUGUGGACACCUCGGCUUACAAUCAGAAAUACCUGUGGAGAGUUUCUAUGGAUCAGACCGAAUGCUUGGACGACAAAUCAUUUCUAUAUUUUGCAUCGGGAAUGAGACAAGCAUUUUAGAGUGUCAGCAUGAGAUGUCUUAUAAAAGAGACUGCCAGGAUUACAAUCUCAUUUGCAGGAACUCUUCUGUCAACAUUCAUUCAACCGAUAGCAAAUAUCCUUUACUGGAGGAAACCAGUGCUACUUUAAAGUGUGAGAGCAAUAAUCGCUCUGGUGUAAUAAAGUACACGUGGACAGAAAAUGCAGGCGGGUUCCCUGAUGGCAGUAGCCUGAUCAUCACUAGAGUGACCAGGGAACAUCAUGGAUGGCGAGUGAGGUGUGAGGCGAUGUACAGUGAUGGUGAAGUUGUCUCCAGUGACUCACUGCAAUUACAGGUUUACUGUGAGUAUUGUGGUCCACCGGCAAUGAAUGUUGUGAAUAAGGCCACCUACUCAUUGAGAACAUUUAGUCUCCUUAUGCAAAUAAACUUUAUUUUUAGAAUGGGCAAUUAUUUGAGUUUGCGGCCCUUUGCAUCACUGGGGCGACAAGGAUCAAGAGAGAUUACUUGACUUAAGAACAAAAAACCCACAUGUGAUUAACCGACAAAAAAAGCUGUAUGUUUGAGCUGCCACUAUUAGUGAGUCUCACAUCUUUUUUCAGCGUGUGUGAGUGUGCGCGCGCGCGUGCGUGUGUAUUCGAGUGCAAGUGUCAACAGAAACACUUCAGGUUCACCGACUUGUCGAAUUUGAUAGAUGAUAUGUGGGACGAAUCCCGUUCUAUCGGCUUGUUUACAGAUCGCCCGGUUAUCAGGAUAACACGGAGUGACAAUCAGAGUCAGCCACUGUCCACCUACUCUGAG
Pomacea canaliculata is the source of this 1441-nucleotide messenger RNA. Its product is annotated as scavenger receptor cysteine-rich domain superfamily protein-like. The transcript has 6 exons. NCBI's taxonomy places the organism in Eukaryota, Metazoa, Mollusca, Gastropoda, Architaenioglossa, Ampullariidae. Gene Ontology annotation, cellular component: membrane. The record is from RefSeq and is a predicted model, not a curated record. The coding region runs from base 156 to 1151 and encodes 331 amino acids.